Molecule: messenger RNA, 2702 nt
Organism: Anastrepha obliqua
Lineage: Eukaryota; Metazoa; Arthropoda; Insecta; Diptera; Tephritidae
Gene: Ir93a
Product: ionotropic receptor 93a
Exons: 14
Coding region: 8-2611 (867 amino acids)
Cellular component (GO): membrane
Molecular function (GO): ligand-gated monoatomic ion channel activity
Source: RefSeq, a predicted model, not a curated record
UAAAGCGAUGCGCUUUCACACUUCAAUAUGGUCGAUUAUCCUGCCUCUGUGCCUCUUUGUACUGCUGCCUAAAAAUGUUGAGGCCAAUGACUUCUCUUCAUUUCUAACUGCUAACGCCUCUUUGGCCGUAGUAGUGGAUCAGGAAUAUAUGCACCGACGUGGUGAAAAUAUUUUGGCUAAUUUUCAAAAAAUUCUGGGUGAUAUUAUUCGUGAAAAUCUAAAAAAUGGUGGCAUCGAAGUGAAAUACUACUCAUGGAAUCAAAUAGCAUUAAAAAAAGAUUUUCUUGCUGCUAUCACAGUGACCGACUGCAAGAGUACUUGGCGUUUCUAUGAGUCCACCCAACAGGCUUCCAUACUACUAAUAGCUAUAACAGAUGCCAAUUGCCCCCGGCUGCCGUUAAAUCGAGCCAUUAUGAUUCCAAUACUCGAUGAAGGCCAGGAGUUGUCGCAGAUUAUUUUUGACAUAAAGGUUCAGCGAAUAUUGCGUUGGAAAACGGCCACUUUGCUGAUCGAUCAGUCAAUAUUGAAUGACAAUCCCACAUUGGUGGAAUCGGUGGUGCAUGAAAGCGCCAAAAAUCACAUUACGCCAUUCUCUCUGCUGCUCUAUAAGAUCGAUGAUUCAUUGCGCAGCCAAAGAAAGCGCACCGCCAUACGCCAAACGUUGACCCAUUUCCAGGAUCAGGCACAUACGCCUCGGCAAUUUAUUGUGGUCUCUAAAUUUUAUGAAGAUAUCGUGGAAACGGCUUCUAGUAUGGAAUUGUUUCAUGCGUACAAUCAAUGGGCCUUCUUUGUGAUGAGCGAGCAGAAGCGUAGCUACGACGCCAUGUCGGUGACACAAAGUUUGGGGGAGGGCGCCAAUAUUGCGUUCAUCUUGAACUCAACAACACCGACUUGCAUCAGCUCUAUUAAUUGUACACUCGCUGAAUUGUCUAUGGCAUUUGUUACAUCCAUUUCGCGUAUGAUUGUUGAGGAGCAAUCAAUCUAUGGCGAGAUUUCAGAUGAGGAAUGGGAAGCUAUAAGGUACACCAAGCAGGAGAAGCAAGACGAAAUACUGGGUUAUAUGAAAGACUAUCUUAGGACAAACGGAAAAUGUGGCAGCUGUUCGUAUUGGAAAAUUGAAACGGCAUUAUCCUGGGGGAAAAGCGAAGAGCAUCGUAAAUAUCAAUCUAAUAAAGAGCUCCGCGAUACACGCAAUAAAAAUUUUGAAUUCAUAGAUGUUGGCUACUGGACGCCGAUAUUGGGAUUUAUAACACAAGAGGUGAUGUUUCCACAUAUAGAACACUUCUUUCGCAACGUUACAUUAGAUAUUCUGACGGUGCAUAGCCCGCCGUGGCAAAUACUGGAGCACGACAGCAGUGGUAAGAUUGUCCGGCACAGCGGUAUUGUUAUGGAAAUCCUUAAAGAAAUGAGUCGAAUGCUAAAUUUUUCCUAUAACCUCCAUGAAAUCAAGGUAACUGCUGUUGAUUUAGCUGGCGAGGAUGCGCAGCAGAUUGGCAAUGUCACGGAUGAUCUCUUGGGUUCAUUGACAUUCAAUAUACCCUAUCGAGUAAUUGAAGUAAUGCAAUCGAGCAAUUUCUUCAUGGCCGCUUUGGCUGCUACCAUCGAUGAGCCAGAUAAAAAAUCAUUUAACUACACGAUACCAAUAAGCGUGCAAACAUAUGCGUUAAUCUCUAGACAGCCAGAUGAAGUUAGUCGCAUCUAUCUCUUCACUGCGCCCUUUACAGCCGAGAUAUGGGGUUGUCUGGUGGCAAUUAUUAUUAUCACGGCGCCUGUGUUGUACUUCAUCAAUCGCUUUGUGCCUAAGGAUCAUUUGCGCAUAAAUGGACUCAGUACGCUCAAUAGUUGUUUUUGGUACAUUUAUGGAGCGCUGCUACAACAGGGUGGCAUGUAUUUACCCAAAGCCGAUAGUGGUCGACUGGUGAUCGGUGUAUGGUGGAUUGUUGUCAUUGUUCUUGUGACGACAUACAGUGGAAACUUAGUUGCCUUUCUCACUUUUCCACAGUUUCAAGCAGGCAUAGAUUACUUUUUUCAGAUAUUUACCUCAAAAGAUAUUCAACAAUUUGGGUUACGGAAUGGUUCUUAUUUCGAGAAGUAUUCAACACAGAUCACUACCCGCGACGACUUCCGUAACUACGUACAACGCUCUAUCAUAUACAAUAAUCUUCAAGGUGAGGAUAUUAACGCCGUACAGCAAGGUAAACGCAUUAACAUCGACUGGCGUAUCAAUCUGCAAUUGAUUAUCCAAAGACAGUUUGAAAAAGACAAGGAUUGCAAGUUCUCAUUGGGGCGUGAAAAUUUUGUUGACGAGCAGAUUGGCUUGCUCGUUCCAAGAGGCAGUCCCUAUCUGCAAUUAAUCAACGACAGAAUAGUGCGUAUGUUUCAAAUGGGCUUCAUAGAGCGUUGGCACCAGAUAAAUUUACCCUCGAUGGACAAAUGCGGCGGUCAUGGCGGUAUGCGUCAAAUAAUGAACCAUAAAGUGAACUUAAAUGAUAUGCAAGGCUGCUUUAUGGUGCUGUUGUUUGGUUUCAUGAUAGCUUUGUUCGUACUAUUCUGCGAAUAUUGGUACCGAUGGUACUUCGUUGAGAGAAAGAAAGCCGCUUUUGCAUAUUAGAAUAUUUAAUCUUUGUGGAAAAUUUAUGUACAAUACACACUAUGUCUCUCUAAAUAAACUCUUGUUAAAAGCACUUGAAAUAAUAUUGAAA